AUGUCUGAAUCUGAAAAGCUAGAAGAACGCCUGCGACUGCUGGAAAAUGACCUCAGGCUCCAGAAAUCAAGACUCGUCGAGAAGCUUGCUCGCAAACACGUCCAGAAGGCGCCAAAGACAGCACCAAAAAGAACGGCAAACGCACUCAAACAUGACCCCGAGUUUGCCAUCAAGGUUAGAGCACUCACACAGGCUGCCAAGCUUAAAAAGCGCCUCUACAAACACAUAUACGCUAACCAGGUCAAAUUCCCCUACAAAAACCGCAUCCGCAUCAACAACCUCGAAUUUGUCUCCACAAACAAGGGAGCCACAUUGGCCCUCGUAUCCUCUAAAUUUUUAGACUCAAAUAAACAGCUUACGUCGCUCGAUGAUCUGAAAACAACACUCACGUACAAUGGCCACCGAUAUAUCAAGACGCUGGACGGAGAUUACAUCAUGCAAAAUCCGCAAUACUCCGACGAAAAACAGUUUUGUUUGUACUACACUCGCAGCGGAACAUGCUCUAACAAGAACUGUCCCUUUGUCCACUCGCCUACACACGUUGCAUUGUGUCCAAACGUGAUCCAAAAUAAAGACCGCAUUUGCAAAAAACCUAACUGCCAAUUUUCCCAUACGCCGUCACAGUACAACGCCCCGUCUUGCAAGUUCUUCCAGUCGCGCAAUUGCACCAACGAAAAUUGCGUCUUCUCUCAUAAAUCGGAGAAUAAAGACGCCAGAAUAUGCAGAGAGUUUGCUGUGAACGGCUACUGCGACAAGGGACGAGCCUGUGAGCUGGCACACUACUUUGAAUGCCCAGACCUCCAGGAGCUGGGCUUUUGUCCUCGAGGCAGCUCGUGCAAACUGGCCCACAAAACCAAGGUACAACCAAUGAAUCAUAAAGCCAUUAGAAACAUAGAUAAUGAUAACGUGACACAGAAAGACCAUCCAUUGCUAGCAGCCAUACAGGAGAGCAGCUCCGAAGAGUCGGAUAUCGAACAAACCCAAACGUCAGACCUCGACAUGAAUCACGAUUAUGUACAAAUUGCGUAAUGUCGAACAGUCGAUCUUCAUAGCCAUGUUCUUAGAAAAACGGUGUCAUGGAGCCGGGUGGCUGGCAUUCCAAGGACACGACACCAUGUCAUCAUAGCUGCCAAGCUCUUCGUCCAAAGCAUAGUCGAUAAAACGGUCAUCUGCGCGUUCAUCUCCUCGGACAAUGCACACCUGGGGGUCAAACGAGCCGUCCACGUUUCCAGGCAUUGGUUUUUGCCCAAGGUCUUUAUCGUCAAGCUGGAUAAGCGGGUACGAUUCGCCAAUGUACAAUGGCUCGAUUAAGCCGCUAUCUUCGUCGUCCCCAUAGUCAGAAUCGUCGUCGUUGAGCUCCCAUUCCUGGUCUGCUUUUCCUGGCUCGGUACUUUGAGGUUUGGUUUUCACUGCCAUAUAAGUAUCGCUUCGGUAAGGCUUUGGAUCCAAUUGCUUGUUGUUGCUUUCAUCCUUGAGACUUCCUGCGAACGAAAAGUUUUGUGGGUUUUGCUUUUCAGAUUUGCUAAAUUUGAACAUGUUGAGGUGUGGCACCUUACGCAGGCGAUGUGAGGAGCUCUCGUUGAUAUUUUCGUCGUUAACGACGCUAUGGGUGUUUUUGGAUAGCCAAUUGAGACUUUCUGGGGUGCUUUUGGCCACAGUAUUGUGUGCAGGCGUAGAAACCGAUUCUGACGCGCUCAAGACCGUGUUCUUGAAAUAAUUCAUUUUGCAAAGCUCGUCGACGCCAAUACGAUGAUCCGGGUCCCAGACCAGACAGGCUUUCACGACAUCACAGAGUUCUUUUCUGUCGUUGUCAGGAAGAUCAAAUCUAGGAAUCAGUUCCUCGAUAGAGGCGCCAGGGAGCCUUGGCAAGUGGAAUCCGAGAUUGCUAGACAAUUUUUGAGCAUCGUCCCAAAAUCCGCCAAGAGGUGCUUUCUCGCUCUUUUCAGGGCAUCCGAGGACCUCCAGGACCCUCCAUGUUUGGUCGAGCUCGUUGCUCCCUGGGAAUAACGGGAGAAACGUUGCCGAUUCAACUGCCACACAUCCAAAUGCCCAUAUAUCCACGGGAUAGGAGUAGUGUUUUUGUCUCAGCAAGAUUUCUGGGGACCUAUACCAUCUGGUAGAGACAUAGGCCGUGUAAGGCCUUUUGUUCUCGACCUGUCUUGCGAGUCCAUAGUCUGCCAGCUUGAUCACGUAUGCCUGGUGUCUCUUGUUUUCGGGAAUAUUUUCCUUGGAGCCAUAGAAGUUUGAGGACUGCAUGAUAAGAACAUUUUCCGGCUUGACAUCUCUGUGGUAGUAGCCGUGUUUAUGGAUGUGUCUUAUGCCAGCCAGGAUCUGGGACAAGAUUGAUUUUAAAGUGUAUGGGGAGAACAAGCAAUUUUUCCUGUACUUCAUAAGCUGGUACAAGUUUUGAUCCAUUGAUUCCAUGACUAUAUGGAGCUUGAAUGUCUCCUUGUCAAUGAAAAUGUCAUAGAUCUGGACCAAUGAGGGGUGAGACGACACGGCAAGAAUGAACUUGACUUCCUUCACCUUUGAGUAGUCGUCCAGAUUGGCCAGUCUUCGAGUCAUUGUCUUGAUAGCCACCACAUCAAGCUUCGCACGGUUGACGUUUUUCAGCGGCUCCAGGAGAGUCCCCUGACAAAAUUUCAUCUCGUCAAAGAUGCCUGCGAGCGCGUUGGCGCGGACCUUAGCCAACGUCACGGUUCCAAAACUACCCGAUCCCAGGUUUCCCACGGUUCUGUACCGCUGAACCAGCGACUUGACGGGAAUUGCCGAGCGGUAAAAGGGGGUGGUUUCCUUAGAUUUUGGCACUGGCGGUGCAGACUUGAGGAACUCCUUGAGAGAGAUUGUCGUGUCAACGGCUGGCGCUUGGGCGUUGAGCAUGGAUAAUACUAAAAGUUGGGAAGAAAAAGAUCGAGCGUUUAGGGGGUUGAUAUUUUUUCCCUUUUAUGGGACAAGCGGAGAAAAUACGGCUGGGAAAAGAAUGCCGGGCAGUUCCUGUCAGUUAUUGCAUUAACGGUGCCAGCUAUUUGUCAUUGUGACGAGGCUGCUGGGCACUAUGGAAGCAAGUGGAUCAACUGUGAUAUAACUUUCCAUGGCUGCUGACUGCCUGUCCAAUAUCCAUAACUCGGAUUUGUCACACUGGCUAUUCUGUAUCUACUCCAUUAACUACAAACUGCUAUUGAUCCAAUUGUUCCUAUUGUGUCAGUGGGAGCCGUUUAUGUGGCGGUGUAAAGUUUUCUCUCUUGAGAUAAGAAGAAAUUAAAU
Messenger RNA from Ogataea polymorpha, 3264 nucleotides. RefSeq lists its product as uncharacterized. The transcript has a single exon. Gene Ontology annotation, molecular function: metal ion binding. The record is from RefSeq and is a predicted model, not a curated record. The coding region runs from base 1 to 1029 and encodes 342 amino acids. Lineage: Eukaryota; Fungi; Ascomycota; Pichiomycetes; Pichiales; Pichiaceae. Gene Ontology annotation, cellular component: nucleus.